This is a messenger RNA of Pungitius pungitius (ninespine stickleback), 3898 nucleotides long. RefSeq names its product BCL2 interacting protein 2 (gene bnip2). Gene Ontology annotation, cellular component: cytoplasm. The record is from RefSeq and is a predicted model, not a curated record. Bases 602 to 2026 code for a protein of 474 amino acids. Lineage: Eukaryota; Metazoa; Chordata; Actinopteri; Perciformes; Gasterosteidae. The transcript has 11 exons. Gene Ontology annotation, biological process: apoptotic process.
UACGAACCGUCAGUAAACACAACAGCAGCACGCUCCCCGCCGCUAGGUUAGCUCCGGUUAGCUAGCAUUAGCUGACGCUAGCGCUGCCGCAAAGCACUACGGAAAUUGUCGCUGGACCCGGCUGGUGAGAACAGCGGAUACCGUCGUUGUUUUUCACACACAUCCAUGUAUCGCUCGUCCGUGUCUCGUGUCGUAGUCGACAACCGGAUCGAUUUCAUAAAGUAACGUUCGCUGUCAAGUGGACAACAUUAUCUUGUCUUUCGCUGUGGCUAAAUUAGUCAGCUAACCAACUGUAGCAUAUAACUUACGCUAGCGUGGCUAAUGUUACGUCGGCAGGAGAACCCCAUGUCUUGAAGGAAGGAAGGAAGGAAGGAAGGGAGGACAUUCAUAAGCAGGAUCACUGCGUGCUGUUGCUCAUGCAGAGCUAACACACCAUUUCAGUCUCCUGAGUUCGUACUUAAAAGAAAGUGACUGUCCGUGCACCCUGUGCGACAUUUAACACUAUUUGCUGUAUCCCAUUGCGGUUUGCAUUACUUAAGUUAACUGUCAACAACAACACUCCUCCUGGCCAGCAGUGCUGCAAGCGACAGGGGGGGGCACCAUGGCGUCGGAUGAGAUCGAGAGCGACGCGGUGCUGAAGGGUGUCAGUGGUAUGGAUUUGAACAAAAGGAGCCCAGGUUUAGUCACACCCGGGUGGACCGACGGGGGGCCGGGCACCCGACGGACGUCCAGUCCCUCGUCUUCUCCGGCGUCGGGAGAAGGCGAUGCGGGGGAAUCGGACGCAUUGGGAAAUAGCACCGCUUCCGCGGUGGAAAAUGGCGAAGAGGCUCUUCAGGAGAGGAGUGUGAGCCAAACAAGAGGUGCGCCACAGGAAAGGACGAGUCCAGACAAUGAGCAGCAGCAGCAGCGGGGAGCGAGGAGCUCUUCCCCGGUCAGCCUUCCCCAGCCACGAUCACCACCCGGGCCCAUCGGAAGCCUGGAGCGUCAAGAGUCCGUUGCUACAUCAGAAGCUCGCCUAAGACUGGAGGGAGUUGAACUGAAGGAAGAGUGGCAAGAUGAGGACUUUCCACGGCCUCUACCCGAGGAGGAGGAGCUUGAAGAUGAACUUUUUGGAGGAGCUUCUGAAGAAAUAGACCCUGGCUAUGCAAAGGGACACGGCAAGAAGGCAAAGAAGAAGCUCGCAGCCCCCGACAUCAGUCUCACACUCGACCACAGCGAAAGCUCUCUUCUCUCUGACGAGCUGGAUGAAAGCACAGAGCUGGACCUCGAUGACAUAGACACACCAUCAGACAAUAGCAAUGAGUUUGAGUGGGAAGACGAUCUGCCCAAGCCGAAAGCCACAGAGCUGCUUCAGAAGGGCGUGGAGUCGGUGCAGGAGUACUCCGCCUCGGAGGAGAGGGAGGAGGGCCGGCGCUGGAGGGUGUUUCGUAUCGGGGACCAGGAACACCGAGUGGACAUGAAGGCCAUCGAGCCUUACAAGAGGGUCAUCAGCCACGGAGGUUACUAUGGAGACGGUCUGAAUGCCAUAAUUGUGUUCGCAGUGUGCUUUAUGCCUGAAAGCAAUAAACCGAAUUAUAAAUACAUCAUGGACAAUUUAUUCAAGUACGUCAUUGGCACGCUGGAGCUUUUGGUCGCUGAGAACUAUAUGAUUGUGUAUUUGAAUGGGGCGACCUCUCGGAAAAAGAUGCCAACGGUUGGCUGGCUCCGAAAAUGUUAUCAGCAGAUUGACAGAAGGUUGCGGAAGAACUUAAAGUCUUUGAUAAUCGUCCAUCCUUCUUGGUUUAUUCGCACGCUGCUGACACUCACAAAGCCUUUCAUAAGUUCUAAAUUUAGUCAGAAAAUCCAGUAUGUGUUCAGCUUGACAGACCUCGGAGAACUUGUUCCGAUGGAGUACGUGUCCAUACCAGAUUGUAUCAAACAGUUUGACGACGAAAAAAAUAGGAAAAGCCGUAAAAGGUAUAUGCACUUGCACCCAGGGUCAAACUCGGCAUUCUUUUUGCAUUUCACGAAACUAACAACAAAAUGAUCCGUUGGCUCUCAGAAACGCACCAAUGCACCUCGAAGUCUUUGUAUUAGGAUAAAUUGCUCUUCCCUUUCCGCCUAAACCCGACAAUCAGCUUCCCUAAACCUCCCACAUCUUUCUCACAGUAGAUUCUUCCCUAGAAACAGACUGACGAGCUGUUUGAUUUGUUUUCCCAAAAGUAGAAGUAGAAGUAGACGGCCUGGUGACAUCUUUUUUCUGAGCCAAUUAUGUGAUGUUCAUUUCAAAGUCAUUUCUGGUUAAAUUUAUUGCCUCAUAAUAACAUCACAUAUACUCUAUGGGUGCACUUUGAUAACACAAGGCACUUGUUUCCACUGGGAUGCUGAAUUAAAGAUGUAUGUCAAUAACAAGCCAGAAUAGUUUUUAAAGGUAAACGAUUUCCUUGCUUCUCUCUGAUAAUAAAGUCGGGGCUUUGUGUAGCAGUGACUUGCAUGUGUCUUUUAUUAAAACAGGCAUUGCAUUUGAUGUGGUUGAUGUUGGGUAAGUUUGUUUGCGUUUGUACAAGAGCGUGGGGGCGGGACUACGAGGAAGCAGUUGGUCUUACUCACUGUGGCUUCGCGGUUGCACCGCUGUCAUGCCUUCACAAGGCUCCCCUCAGAAACUCGCCCUCACCAAACACUUGGCCCGGUUCACUCCCACAGCUCUUUGCAUGACUCACUGCACACUCACUGCCCACCCACUCUCUGCUGAUGUUUUAAUUAUUGCCCCCAACCUUUUGUCAACGUUGCUCAAGCACACAGAAAUGAUAGUGUGAGGGUUCUUCAUUAGCACAGAUAUUGUGUCAUAUUCAAACAACAUGUAUUCACUGAAUUACUGUUGCGUUGUGAUAUGCGUUGCAUGGUGGUUCUUCUAAAGCCUCACACAUCACGCCUCUGAGCUCUGAGUCAGGAACGACCAACAUCGCACAACGGUUGCACUUGCUUGCAAUGUAAAGGUUUGUUGACACAUCGGUGUAAUACAUUAUGUAUACAUUUCUUAUUGUUCCACUAUUUGCAGAGGGAGCCUACUUCAGCAGAAGUCUGAUAAGUCUAGAAAGUAAUUCCCUUUUUAACGGUACAAGGGCAAUGGCUACAUUUUGCGAUGUGAUUCUAAUGUAAAGUGGGUUUGUGGGCAGUACGGUGGCCGGUCGCCUCUAUGACAGAAGACCUGCGACCCCUGGCACGCAGAGGUCUGAUGAUUGUUGCAUUUGUCUGCAGAAUUGACCAGAGCAUGCACGGCAAAGUGGAGAUCGCAGCGGCUGCUGCUCCAGAGUGACCGUCAGCAUCACGCCGCGCUGGAGGAGAACGCUUCGAACAGCCGCGACUCUCCACGUCAUCAAAGUGCCUUUUUUUUUUUCAAACUAUGCUGCCCGUCACACCGUGGAACUUUUUACAGCUCGAUCUUCAGCAUUUUUGCCCACAUGCUGUCUGAAACGUUUUUAAUCUUUAUUUUAUAUUUACUGCCGAAAUAUGUCAUACUUAUCUUCUGGGUGUUACUGGUGUGUCUGCACGUUAUUUAAGGCACUCUGUUACAGGCGGUUGCUGCAUGUUCUGCUUUAUUACAUUUAAAUAUAUAUUUAUAUUCAAAGGGUGUCAACAGAGAGAAAUUAAUAUAUUUUUAUGGUUGCUCUGGUUUUUACAAUGCAUUGUAGGUGUCUGACCCAUUCACUAUCGUUUCAUAGAACACCUUCUGACAGCACCUUUUUUCAAUGUUCACUGCUGAUGUUCUCCAAAUUAAAAUCUUGCCCAGGUAAAAGUUUCCCUUCACUUGAACUUUCCCUUUGCUUUUGUGGAUGGAAAGCAUUUAUGAGAGCAACAAUCUAAAGCAAAGAUGUAGGUCUUAAUUUAAUAUUUUCUUCAAGUAAACCCAUUGAUCCAC